Messenger RNA from Pyricularia pennisetigena, 1023 nucleotides. RefSeq lists its product as uncharacterized. The record is from RefSeq and is a predicted model, not a curated record. Gene Ontology annotation, molecular function: 3-hydroxyisobutyrate dehydrogenase activity; NAD binding; NADP binding. NCBI's taxonomy places the organism in Eukaryota, Fungi, Ascomycota, Sordariomycetes, Magnaporthales, Pyriculariaceae. Gene Ontology annotation, biological process: L-valine catabolic process. The transcript is spliced from 3 exons. Gene Ontology annotation, cellular component: mitochondrion. Bases 1 to 1023 code for a protein of 340 amino acids.
AUGAAAGUCUCGCCACAAUCUCUACGCCAUGUCAGGACGUCGAGAAGGGCUUUCUCGUCGACGCCGCAGAGGCUAGACACAUACGGCUUCAUUGGGCUGGGGCAAAUGGGAUACCAAAUGGCCAAGAAUCUGCAGUCAAAGCUUUCCCCAACAGACACCGUUCGUCUGUACGAUAUCAACCGAGACGCAAUGCAGAGGCUGGCGGGAGAGAUGAAGACGUCUUCAAGAACAGAAACGACAGGCGGGGCGGUGGUUGAGCUGGCCGAGUCUGGUGAGGCCGCCUCGGCCGGAGCGGAUACUGUCAUAACCGUGCUUCCCGAGCCGAUCCACGUAAAGACGGUCUACAAAUCCAUCAUCGCCUCCCAGUCCCAAGACGACAGACAAAAACCGUGCCUGUUCAUCGACUGCUCGACCAUCGACCCGUCCUCGUCUAGGGAGGUGGCAAAGGCAGUAGCGGCGGCGGGCUCGACCUUUGCCGACGCGCCCAUGUCUGGAGGCGUGGUCGGGGCCACGGCGGGGACGCUGACCUUUAUGCUGGGCUGCGAGAGACCGGAGCUGGUGGGGCGCAUCGAGCCGGUCCUGCUCAAGAUGGGCAGGCGGGUGCUGCACUGCGGCGCCCAGGGCACGGGCCUGUCGGCCAAGCUGGCCAACAACUACCUCCUCGCCAUCUCCAACGUGGCCACGGCCGAGGCCAUGAACCUGGGGAUCCGGUGGGGGCUGGACCCCAAGGUCCUGGCGGGCGUCAUCAACGCCUCGACGGGCAGGUGCUGGCCCAGCGAGACGAACAACCCCGUGCCCGGCGUGGUCGACGGCGCGCCCGCGGGUCGGGACUACGCCGGAGGGUUCGGCAUCGCCCUGAUGCGCAAGGACCUGGGCCUGGCCAUUACGGCGGCGCAGGAGGCGGGCGCGAGGCUCGAACUGGCCGGCAGGGCCAAGGAGGUGUACGACGCGGCCGACCGGGAGGAGAGGUGCAAGGGUAGGGACUUUAGUGUCGUUUAUCGCCACAUAGGGGGGAAGGAAUGA